Hevea brasiliensis (rubber tree) is the source of this 996-nucleotide messenger RNA. RefSeq names its product probable carbohydrate esterase At4g34215. NCBI's taxonomy places the organism in Eukaryota, Viridiplantae, Streptophyta, Magnoliopsida, Malpighiales, Euphorbiaceae. The record is from RefSeq and is a predicted model, not a curated record. The coding region runs from base 67 to 861 and encodes 264 amino acids. The transcript is spliced from 2 exons.
GCUGUGCAUUUCGCCCAGCGGAAGACUAGCUAACGGCCACUUUUCUGCAAGUAGUCUACAAAAACCAUGGCUAUUUCUAGGCUAUUGUGGCUAUUCGUCGUGUGUCAAAUAUUCCGUCCCAGUUUAGCAACCGAUCUUCAUCCUACGGAUAUCUUUAUUCUAGCAGGCCAAAGCAACAUGGCCGGCAGAGGCGGUACCGAUAAUGGCAAAUGGAAUGGCAUUAUCCCGCCGCAGUGCAGGCCCAAUCCAUCAAUACUUAGGCUAAGUGCUCAACUCAAAUGGGAAGUUGCGCGCGACCCACUCCAUGCAGACAUUGAUGUUGGCAAAACUUGUGGUGUUGGUCCAGGGAUGGCAUUUGCCAAUGGGGUCAAGGCUAAUGAGUCGAGGAUCGGCGUAGUGGGUCUGGUACCUUGUGCAGUUGGUGGGACUAAAAUCAGUGAGUGGACUCGAGGAACGAGGUUGUACAACAAGUUGGUGAGUCGAGCUAACGGUUCAGCGAGGUAUGGUGGAAGAAUUAGAGCGAUUUUGUGGUAUCAGGGAGAGAGUGAUACGGUGUGGAGAAAGGAUGCUGAGGCUUACAAGGGGAAUAUGGAAAGGCUUAUUGGAAGCUUGCGUUCUGAUCUUAACAUUCCAUAUGUUCCUGUAAUUCAGGUAGCGUUGGCUUCAGGAGAAGGUAGAUUCAUAGAGUUGGUGAGAAGAGCUCAGCUAGCAAUCAAGCUGCCUAAUGUGAAAUGCAUAGAUGCCAAGGGAUUGCCUCUCAAAACAGAUCACCUGCAUCUUACUACCGCGUCUGAGGUUCAUCUUGGUCUCAAGUUGGCUCAUGCCUUUAUUACUUCUUUCGGCUAUAUGCUCUCUAAUUAAAUGGUAAUGAUAUAACAGGUUUCUGGGGUGGUAAUUAAACAUUUCAGGAGCAAGCUCCAUUCUUUAACCAUUGUAGUAUUUGCAGCACAAAGAUGAUGAGUUUUGAGUUGAUAUAAUUUACAAUCAAUUUCAUGA